CCGGCGGCAGCGGCGGCGGGAGUAGGAGGAGGGAGGCUGAGGGGAAGCUAGCGGCGCGCGUGGCGGCGACAGCGGUGCGGGCCACCGGAGCCGAGGCGGAGUGCGGAGCGGGGUAGGGACGGAGGGGGAAGGAGGCGGAGGGGAGUGAGAACCGCAUUUCCAGUUCCCAACUCCGAGCCCCGAGUUUGUAGAUGGGGCUGCUUCGCGGCGCCUGCGGCUGACGGAGAACAGCAGCAGCGGGCGGAGGGGAGCGGAGCGGAGCGGCGGCGGCGGCGGCGCGGAGGCGGCCGAGGUGCGAGCCGCAGCAAUGCAGCAAGUGUUGGAUAACCUUACGGAGCUGCCCUCAUCUACAGGAGCAGAAGAAAUAGACCUAAUUUUCCUCAAGGGGAUUAUGGAGAAUCCCAUUGUAAAAUCACUUGCUAAGGCUCAUGAGAGGCUAGAAGAUUCAAAACUGGAAGCUGUUAGUGACAAUAACUUGGAAUUAGUCAAUGAGAUUCUUGAAGAUAUCACUCCUCUAGUCAAUGUGGAUGAAAACGUGGCAGAACUGGUUGGUAUACUCAAAGAGCCUCACUUCCAGUCACUCUUGGAGGCCCAUGACAUUGUAGCAUCAAAGUGUUAUGAUUCACCUCCGUCAAGUCCAGAAAUGAAUAAUUCUGUCAAUAAUCAGUUAUUACCAGUAGAUGCCAUUCGUAUUCUUGGUAUUCACAAAAGAGCUGGGGAACCAUUGGGUGUAACAUUUAGGGUUGAAAAUAAUGACCUGGUAAUUGCCCGAAUCCUUCAUGGAGGCAUGAUAGAUCGACAAGGUCUGCUUCAUGUGGGAGAUAUCAUUAAGGAAGUCAAUGGCCAUGAGGUUGGAAACAAUCCAAAGGAGUUACAAGAAUUACUGAAGAAUAUUAGUGGAAGUGUCACCCUGAAAAUUUUACCAAGCUAUAGAGAUACCAUCACUCCUCAACAGAGUUGCAUCAAAACGGAGAGGCAUCCAGCACACACCCAUCAGGUAUUUGUGAAGUGUCAUUUUGAUUAUAAUCCAUACAAUGAUAACCUAAUACCCUGCAAAGAAGCAGGAUUGAAGUUUUCAAAAGGAGAAAUUCUUCAGAUUGUAAACAGAGAAGACCCAAACUGGUGGCAGGCUAGCCAUGUAAAAGAGGGAAGAAGCGCUGGUCUCAUUCCAAGCCAGUUCCUGGAAGAGAAGAGAAAGGCAUUUGUUAGAAGAGACUGGGACAGUUCAGGACCUUUUUGUGGAACCAUAAGUAGCAAAAAAAAGAAAAAGAUGAUGUACCUUACAACCAGAAAUGCAGAAUUUGAUCGUCAUGAGAUCCAGAUCUAUGAGGAGGUAGCCAAAAUGCCUCCCUUCCAGAGAAAGACGUUAGUACUAAUAGGAGCUCAAGGUGUGGGACGAAGAAGCUUGAAAAACAGGUUCAUAGUGUUGAAUCCCACUAGAUUUGGAACUACAGUGCCAUUUACUUCACGGAAACCAAGGGAAGAUGAAAAAGAUGGCCAGGCUUAUAAAUUUGUGUCACGUUCUGAGAUGGAAGCAGAUAUUAAAGCUGGAAAAUAUUUGGAACAUGGGGAAUAUGAAGGAAAUCUCUAUGGAACCAAGAUUGACUCUAUUCUUGAGGUGGUUCAAACUGGAAGAACUUGCAUUUUGGAUGUCAACCCACAGGCCCUGAAAGUACUAAGGACAUCGGAGUUCAUGCCCUACGUGGUGUUCAUUGCUGCUCCAGAGCUAGAGACGCUACGCGCCAUGCACAAGGCCGUAGUGGAUGCUGGCAUCACUACCAAGCUUCUGACGGACUCUGACUUGAAGAAAACAGUGGAUGAAAGUGCACGAAUUCAAAGAGCGUACAACCACUAUUUUGAUUUGAUCAUCAUAAACGACAAUCUAGACAAAGCCUUUGAAAAGCUACAAACUGCCAUAGAGAAACUGAGAAUGGAGCCCCAGUGGGUCCCCAUCAGCUGGGUCUACUGAUGACUCGAUAAGCUUCACAAUUAAAAUCCAACUUUUAGAAAGUGAUCACCACAAUUAAACCUUCAAUGGAGAAUAUAUGUGCGCAGAUAGAAGACGCCUGCCACGUCUAGGCAUUUUUGCUGUGUGGGUUGAAAUACCAGUACACCGUUCUGAAUUUUUAUAGAAAAUGGGAUUGGGAAGGUGUACUAAUAUAUAAUUUAUCUUAAUUUUUCUAACUUUUUAUGGACAAUCUAUUCAUACCACAUAAAGAAAUGCGUUGAAGCAUUUUGUAUGUUUUGUUUUAGUACCCUUGCCUUUUUCAUCAGGAAUUUUCAACUCAUUCAUUGGAACAUUAGUCUCACAUUUUCACUGUGAUGAUAAAUACUUGAAAUAGUUUUGUAAAGUUGUCAUUUGGUCCAAUAUUUAACGAAUGAAAGGAGAAAAUAGUCAUUGGCCUUCUUUCCUAAUACCGUUUCUUACAGAAGCAGAACUUCGGUGUCAGUGCUGCGGCGAGUCCGUGACCAUCCGAGUCUGACAUCGGAAGUCUGCUCGAUGCUACACGGUUUUGUUACUUCAGAGAUGUCUGGCUCUCUGUCCUGAUUUAUACAGACGUGUUGGCGUUUUCCCCCUUCAUUUCUAACUUUAGCGAAAAAAGGAAGAGCAGUACCUUGCACUCUCAUCUGUUGCAAAGACAGGCGGAUACUGAGUUAACGUGCACGCAGCAAGCACGUCACGGCGGGGCAGGCUCGGCGAGUGCCUUCUGCAGAACCUUACAGUGGCGUGGCACGGUGCACUUCUUUCCACAGGCAAACACUUAACUGAGAAAAAUGAACCCACUUCUUUAGGCAGUUUUUUAGUAGGAUAUGGUCAGCAACAGUAUUAUGCUUCUGCAUAUUUCUGUGAUGCUUAAAAAUGCCUCUGAGUUUGCAGUCUGAAGGGGUCGGUGAACAGUCAGUGUGCUUUUUGAAGGGCAACGUGAUCAGUAAGGUAUUUGUUAGAUUCAUUGUGCUGAGAACCCAGUCCACUGGAUGAUUUUUAAAAUUUGGAAGUAACUGUCAGCUGUUUUAUCUAUAUAUAACAUAUACAUUAUAUAAUAUGUACAUUUGUAUAUAUUAUAUAAUAUAUAUUAAAUCAUAUUUUUUGGUACAUUUCUAUAAGGAAAUGCACUUUUUUGUUAAAUGAUUAGGGAAACAGUUCUCUAGAUGUGUUAAUAUGUACACAUUUCCAAAAUUCACCUUAGCUCAUACCUUCCUUUAGGAUUCUCGGAUGGUAUAAUUUCUUGCUAAAAUGUACUCAGAUGCAGCUCAUCUUUAAACUAAGUCAGCCACAUUUUAUAUUGCUGCUAGAGCUUUUCACAGAAACAGUACUCACAUGUAGAGGGCUUGGUGCUUAAACGUUGGUGGUUGUCUUUGUCAGGUGGCAGGCACCUGGCUGCUGAAUUUGUUUCCCCUCACCAGAGCUGUCGCAGGGAAUGCCAGCGAGGUGCUGGAGUGGGGAAGAAAUGGCUGGCAGUGAGGAGCAAGCACCCUUUGUUUAAAUCAUUUCACAAGGAAACAAAACUCUCAAGCUGCUGUAUUGUUAAGAUUGAAAGUCCAUAGGUAUUUUUUCAUUCCAGAUUUCAUAUCCAGAACACAAAUUCAUGUUCUUUGUCCUAGGAUAGGAAAUUGGUGGCAAAAUGGAUCACACUAUUUUAAUAACUUUGGUACCUUUUAAACCUCAUGUAUUUACAUCACAGUAUUGGCUUCUCAGAGCAACAUGAGUCAAAGCACAGUACUGAGGCGAUGUCCUGUGACUUAGUGUUUCAACACACUGUAAAUGUUCAGAGAAAUUUCAUUUCCACAUUCUCUGGUGUGCCUUCAUCUUUCAACAACUUUGGGAUUCUUGGAGACAAACACUUUGGAUUUGUGGACAAAUAGUUUAUCCACAAAUUAUUUCAACUGUCUUGGCAAAUAGAGAUAAUUUUUACAUCAAAUGUAUUUUUAGCUGUAUCAUGUGGUAUAAAAUGCAUAUUAUUUAGAAAACAGUCAUAUAUAAAGGAGUUAUUUCUAUUAUAAAUGGUACUCAUCAUUAACUAUUUAGUUAAUACAUACUAGAUCCCUCCUAAUAUGAAAUAAAAUGAUGUCGUUAAGUUCAUUUCAGACUAGGUGCCAGAACUGAAGAAAAUACAAUUAGAAAGUAACUUCAUUGUAUCUCAAUAAGUAGUCAUUGAACCUGAAACUCGAGUCCCAUCUGAGUCUCCAGGAACAAGCAGAGCUCUGCUGGUCAGGGAGUCCCAGCGGCCCCAGGGUUCUCCCACAGCAGUGAGAGCACUGCUGUGAUCCAGGACUUUUGUCGUGGGAGAGGGCUAAGGUAAUUAGCUGUACCGACGAGAGCAUGGUUUAAAGUAAUGUUUAAUAAUUGGUAAUAGUUACAGUACACACACAUGUGCUCUUGCUUUGGGGAAACAUGAUGUGCCAUUCCUUUUGGGCAGGUGAGUAUCUGCAUUCGGAUUCAGGGCAUGACUAUUUAUGUACAACUAAAAAUAUAUAUAUAUUUUUUUUUCCAAAUGUACAGAUACCCAGAGGUGAUAUCUCUGGGUAAGUAAUUUAACCUUAACUAGUGGAAUACUAGGUCUGUCCAGAAAAAGUCCAGCCAUUGUUAACCUAAUGAGAGCAGUUUGUGCAACAUCAAUGUGACCUGGCAGCUAAGGAGAGUGGACUGGAAUGUGCAUGAGGAGCAAUGUCAGCUUCACUGUAACAGUCAGUGGGGGCGGUAGACACUGUUGAGUGAGCAUGUGUACUGUGUGGCCACCACAUUCAAAAUGAGCAAGUACAAUGAUGAACCUGCAUCAAAUUUUGCAUUAAACUUGAACAUUCCUCCACAGAAACUAUUCGAAUGAUUCAGAAGCCCACAGCUAUGGGCAGCUGUGAUUGGCAGCUUCAUCACAACAACACAGCCACUCACACAUCACAUUUCAUGAAGAGGUUUUUGGUGAAACAUCAGAUCACCCAAGUGACUCAGACCCCUAUAGCCCAGAUGUGGCACCCUGCAACUACUGGCUUUUCCCAAAACUAAAAUCACCUUUGAAAGGGAAGAGAUUUCAGACCAUCGAUGAGAGUCAGGAAAAUAUGACAGGGCAGCUGAUGGCGAUUGGGAGAACUGUGUGAGGUCCCAAG
This is a messenger RNA of Phyllostomus hastatus (greater spear-nosed bat), 5103 nucleotides long. RefSeq names its product protein associated with LIN7 2, MAGUK p55 family member (gene PALS2). The coding region runs from base 308 to 1969 and encodes 553 amino acids. Gene Ontology annotation, molecular function: protein binding. Gene Ontology annotation, cellular component: cell-cell junction; plasma membrane. The record is from RefSeq and is a predicted model, not a curated record. The transcript has 13 exons. NCBI's taxonomy places the organism in Eukaryota, Metazoa, Chordata, Mammalia, Chiroptera, Phyllostomidae.